AACGGGAUGGGAGCCACUCUAGUGUUCCACAGUUUGGGCUUUCUUCUCUUCAGCUUGGUCCUAAGUCGUGUCUGUCUGGUAGAGGCAGAUGAUGUGCUCACCAAAGAGGAACAGAUCGGCCUGUUGUUCAAAGCCAAACGCAAGUGUGAGGUAGCCAUCAGGAACAAACACAAGCCUGGUGAUGGUUACUGCUCGCCAGAGUGGGAUGGCAUUGUUUGUUGGCCUGAGGGGUCUCCUGGAAAGCUGGUGUCCACUGCCUGUCCAGAGUACAUUUACGACUUCAACCAUAAAGGACUAGCCUAUCGUCGAUGUGACAACAAUGGGACGUGGGAGCUGACCACUACCAACAACAAGACAUGGGCAAACUACAGUGAAUGUGCAAAAUUCCUCUCGCACUAUAACCAAAAUAAUGAGAAGGAAGUAUUUGACCGUUUGUACCUCAUCUACACAGUGGGCUACUCCAUCUCUCUGGGAUCACUUAUGGUGGCUGUGAUCAUCCUGGGUUAUUUCCGGCGGUUGCAUUGUACCAGGAACUACAUCCACAUGCACCUGUUUGUGUCUUUCAUGCUGCGAGGCAUCAGCAUCUUCAUAAAGGAUGUGGUGCUGUACUCUGGCUCUGCCCUAGAGGACAUGGAAAGAGUCAGUGUGGAAGAUCUCAAGUCCAUCACUGAGGCUCCUCCAGCUAACAAAACCCAGUUUAUUGGCUGUAAAUUAGCAGUGACCCUGUUCCUGUAUUUCCUGGCCACCAACUACUACUGGAUCCUAGUAGAGGGCUUGUACCUCCACAGCCUCAUCUUCAUGACCUUCUUCUCAGACAGGAAGUACCUCUGGGGAUUCACUUUGAUUGGAUGGGGUGUCCCAGCUAUGUUUGUGACAGUGUGGGCAAGUGUAAGAGCCACCUUGGCAGACACAGAGUGCUGGGACCUAAGUGCAGGCAAUCUGAAGUGGAUUGUACAAGUGCCCAUUCUAACAGCAAUAGUGGUGAAUUUUAUGCUGUUCCUGAAUAUAAUCCGAGUUCUGGCCACUAAACUUCGAGAGACAAAUGCUGGCAGAUGUGACACAAGACAGCAGUACAGGAAACUGUUGAAGUCUACUUUGGUCCUGAUGCCACUGUUUGGCGUUCACUACAUAGUGUUCAUGGCCAUGCCUUAUACUGAGGUAACUGGAGUCCCCUGGCAGAUACAGAUGCACUACGAGAUGCUCUUCAAUUCAUUCCAGGGAUUCUUUGUGGCAAUUAUAUAUUGUUUCUGCAAUGGGGAGGUCCAGGCAGAAAUUAAGAAAACCUGGAGCAGGAGGACACUAGCGCUGGACUUUAAACGUAAAGCCCGUAGUGGCAGUAACACGUAUAGUUAUGGACCUAUGGUGUCUCACACCAGUGUAACCAACGUCACUGCCCGGGGACCCCUGGCCCUCCAUCUCACCACGCGCCUUGGGGCCCCAGUCACCGUCAACGGGCACCGGAACCUCCCGGGGUAUGUGAAGAACGGUUCCGUCUCCGAGCACUCUAUCCCCUCCUCGGGACAGGAGUUACACAUUCCCGAGGAGGAGCAGCUAUCCGAUAACACGCCACCGCAUUCUGUUGAGGAGGAGAAACCCUCGCCUGUGGUGGAGGAGGAGCGGGAGACCGUUAUGUGACGUUCAUGUGACCUCUAGUGAAAGACAGUCAUGUCAAUAGCCCCUCCGUUGUGAGGGCGAUCUCUGUAGGAAUGAGUCAUGGAACAUAGCACCAGUCAUUAUUCUCAGGAUGUUAUACAGUAGGAUGGCUGCCUUUCGUCGACACUGCCAGUUUUCCUCCUGUGAAUCGAGCCAGGAUUUUAGUGGGUGGAUAAGGACUGGAGGACAAAGGCUUAAGGCUAAAAGGGUACCUUAGUGUUUGAGGUGAGCCACCAACACAGACAAUCACCUUCUCUAUUGUCCUGUAGCAAACACCACCGCUCUUUCGGAGACUAUUUCCACCUGCCAAACGGACAAAAAUUCAUAUUUGUUUUGUUUUAUUUCACUGACUUCAAUGAGUUGCAGCAGGUACUUUAUAAUUGAUGAAAACCAACUUGCAGAUGUAGCUUUUUCACAUUCUAAAGCUAUUAUAAAACGUGUGGAUCAUGAAUGGUCUGUGGAUGGACAGUAGGCUAAUGUCUCUGUCUGAAACCUACAGCAGUGAUGGUCGACAGGUCCUGUGGUUGAAGGUGUCUAACAGUAUAUGUAGGUCCUCAUUCUGGCAGGAGCAUGUUAGCUUAUGUUAGUGUACCGGAUGGAUAAGUUAGCAUACAGCUCACUAGCUUACAUUUGUUACAUUAGGAACUCCUAGUGAUAUAAGGAAAUGCCUGGCUGCAGUUGACUGCCUGCAUGGUUAGGGAGAUCUCACUACAUAUCGAUUGGUUUGAAAUAUGGAUGUCAAUUCAGAAAACCUAACCCACUUUGAUGUAAAAGGGAAUAAAACUCAGGUACUAGUCCAAACUCACCAUUCUAGUGCAUCAGUUUGAGCUAGUCUGUACUGUAGUUUCAGAUUUGUGCUGGCUUCUAGUGUUGAUUUAUAUGGAGGAAGGCCAAUGGAAGACUUUUCUCCAUGAGUAUCAACGUUUUGUACAGUUUUUAUUUUUGCUAUUUAAAAGAUACAAUCCUGAUAUUCAGUAGUGUAAUGACUAUGGAAGGUUGUUGUUUCCAUGAUGUUCUGAUGAUUCAAUUCUUCAAUGAUAAUAUUCUGUUUCACAAUAUAUAAUGCCACAAAAGUAACCGAAACAUAUCAAUGGAGUGGGAGAGACAGCGUUAAGAGGAUUUAAAAAAAAUAAGCUUUUAUAUACUGUACAGUGCCAUCCGAAAGUAUUCAUACCCCUUGACUUAUUCCACAUUUUGUUGUGUUACAGCCUGAAUUUAAAAUGGAUUAAAUAAAUACAAAAUCUUACCCAUCUACACAAUAUAGCCCAUAAUGACAAAUUGAAAACAAGUUUUUAGACAUUUUUGCUUAUUUAUUGAAAAUGAAAUUCAGAAAUACGUAAUUUACAGCGAUUACAGCUGUGAGUCUUUCUGGAACUUUCCCUUAAGGGCUUUGCACACCUGGAUUGUACAAUAUUUGCCAAUUAUUCUUUUAAAAAUGAUUCAAACUCUGUCAAAUGUAUUGUUGAUCGUUGCAACACAACCAUUUUCAAUACUUGCCAUAGAUUUUCAAGUAGAUUUAAGUCAAAACUAACUCGGCCACCCAGGAACAUUCAUUGUCUUCUUGGUAAGCAAUUCCAGUUCAGAUUUGGCCUUGUGUUUUAGGUUAUUGUCCUGCUGAAAGGUGAAUUAAUCUCUGUGUCUGGUGAAAAGCAGACUGAACCAGGUUUACCUCUCAGACUUUGCUUGUGCUUAGCUCUAUUCCAUUUAUUUUAUAUCCUGAAAAACUCCCCAGUCCUUAACAAUUACAAGCAUACCCAUAACAUGAUGCAGCUACCAGUAUGCUUGAAAAUAUGGAGAGUGGUACUCAGUGAUAUGUUUGGGGCAAAUCCAACACAACACUUUGUUUUUAGGACAGAAAGUUUAUUGCUUUUUUUGCAGUAUUACUUUAGUGCCUUGUUGCAAACAGGAAAGCAUGUUUUGUAAAAGCUUCCUUCUUUUCACUCUGUCAAUUAGGUUAGUAUUGCGUAGUAACUACAAUGUUGUUGAUCCAUCCACAGUUUUCUCCUAUCACAGCCAUUAAUCUCUGUAACUGUUUUAAAGUCACCAUUGGCCUCAAGGUGAAAUCCCUGAGCAUUUUUCUUCCUAUCCGGCAACUGAGUUAGGAAGGACGCCUGUAUCUUUGUAGUGACUGGGUGCAUUGAUACACGAUAUAAAGUGUAAUUAAUAACUUCACCAUGCUCAAAGGGAUAUUCAAUGUGUGCUCUUUUUUUUACCCAUCUACCAGUAAUUUGUAAACAUUUCUAAAAACAUUAAUCCACUUUGAUGUUAUGGGGUAUUGUGUGUACGCCAGUGACAGAAAAAUCUACAUUUAAUCCGGUUUAAAUUCAGGUUGUAACACAACAAAGUGUGGAAAAGGUCAAAAGGUAUGAAUACUUCCUGAAGGCACUGUAAUUGUAGCAAACUACUUUUAUUAACGUUUCAAAGGGAGGCACCCUCCAAAACUCAGGGUGCAGCAAACAGUUACAUUUUCGAAAUAAAAUGUUAUUUAAAUGAGGAUUUCCAAGGAAUUCUCAAAUUUCACAGGAAAAUUCCAAGGAAGAAUUCCAUAGGAGACUCGUGAAGAGACGGUAUGAAGGAACACCAGAACUAAAUAGCACACAACUGUUGUUUUAUAUGGUCAAGUGUUAUGCUGCUCUUUUUGUAUAUACAGUAUGUAUGCAUUUGCAUAGAAGUUACAAUGUUUACAAUGAUGAUAAAAAUCCAUUCUAGUUGUGAGCUAAAAUAGCAUUAAGGGUCAUGGAAAUGUAUUCUAAAUAUAAUUUGAUGCUUGUACAGACUGUUCAAAAAUGUAAGGGACGUUUGAUAUUUGAAAUGUGUUAUAUUGUAUAUAGUCUUAAAUGUAUAGAAACUGGAGAAUAUACUGUAGGUGAGGGACAAUACUGUAUGUAUCAGGACCGUUAAAAUAAGAUUUCAGUAGAAUGCCUAACAAAGGUAUUGACAGAACAUUAGACGGUUAUUUACACUCGCAUAUAAUUAUUUGAUUCAAGAACUAAAUUGCACUUUGACCCUACAGUUUCCUCUCCCACCACUGUAUAUCCACAUUUCUACACUCAAGAAACUUUUGUGAAAAUAUGUCUAGUUACACUUUAGAAAUAUAUAUAUAUAUAUAUAUAUAUAUAUAUAUAUAUACUGUAUAUUUAUUAUUUGUAUUAUUUUUUCUCUCUCUCUGCAUUGUUAUGAAGGGCCCGUAAGUAACCAUUUCACUGUUAGUCUAAACGUGUUGUUUACAUAGCAUGUGACAAAUCAAAUUUGAUUUUGAUUUGAAAUACCCCAUCUUUACAAGUUCCAUUCCAUCAUUUACAUCAUUUACAUUUAAGUCAUUUAGCAGACAGCAGUUCGUUUUCCAGCCCAUGUUCUCAGGGGGAAUUGAAGGAUUAAAAUCAUUUGUUUGUUAGUUAGUUUGUCACAGAACCAGUAUUUGUGUCUUUACGCUCUGUAAAAGUAGCCUUGUCCUAUACUCUAUGUGCUGUAGCCAAUGCUUCUAUCAUUGUCAUGCCUCGUGUUUGGCAUGAAAAUAAACAAACACACAGAGGAGUUGACUAAAGCACAAACAGACUGGAGCACCAGGCUAUGUCUAAAGAUGUCACAGUUCCAACACUUUGUGUUUCAACCUUAUCUGUCUAAAUAGUUCAUGUACAGUAGGUUUCAUUCCUAUCCAUCCCAAUAUUUCCACGUUGUUUCAAGGGUUGACUUAACAUGGUAAACGUACAUUUGUGUUCCUCCAUUUUAGUAUGAUAUGUAUUUAUUAGGAGAACCCUUUUGGAAAAAAAUGUUUUGGUUCCAGGUAGAACCCUUUUGGUUUCCAAGUAUAACCCUUACCACAUGGAACCCAAAUGGGUUCUACCUGGAACAGAAAAAGGGUUCUCCUAUGGGGACAGCCGAAAACCCCUUUUUUUGUAGUUACAAAGUUACUAAUUAGCUAAAAUGCGAAAGUUGUCUGUGAUGUGAUUGGAACACGCAACCUUUGGGUUGCAAGAUGUUUGCAUUAUACUCCCACAUCUUUCCCUUUCAUUUUUAGAGUAACACAUUUACGUUUACUAUGUUACUUCUAGUCUGAGCGGCCAGGCUAUAUGCGGCCAGGCAUAUACGGUUCAAACCUUCCCUCCAAAUGUACAUUUCAUUCCUAAUCUUUGUGGUUUCCUAUUUAUUGUCAUGGUCUUAUAUGGUUAGGGCACAUUACCCUUUACACCAGAUAAAUAUAGAAGCAGAGUUCGUUUUCUGCCUUACAAAGUUCUGUUGAAGUCGGAAGUUUACAUACACCUUAGCCGAAUACAUUUAAACUCAGUUUUUCACAAUACCUUGACUUUGUUGUACUUAAGCAAUUUGCCACAACUUAGUAUAAACACCAUGGGACCACGCAGCAGUCAUACCGCUCAGGAAGGAGAUGCGUUCUGUCUCCUGGAGAUGAAUGUACUUUGGUGAGAAAAGUGCGUAUCAAUCCCAGAACAACAGCAAAGGAUCUAUAUCCACAGUAAAAUGAGACCUAUAUUGACAUAACCUGAAAGGCCGCUCAGCAAGGAAGAAUCCACUGCUGCAAAACCGCUAAAAAAAGCCAGACUAGGGUUUGCAAUUGCACAUGGGGACAAAGAUCAUACUUUUUGGAGAAAUGUCCUCUGGGCUGAUGAAACAAAAAUACAACUGUUUGGCCAUAAUGACCAUCGUUAGGUUUGGAGGAAAAAGGGGGGAGGCUUGCAAGCCGAAGACCACCAUCCCAACCGUGAAGCACGAGGGUGGCAGAAUCAUGUUGUGGGGGUGCUUUGCUGCAGGAGUGCUGGUGCACUUCACAAAAUAGAUGGCAUCACGAGGUAGGAAAAUGAUGUGAAUAUAUUGAAGCAACAUCUCAUGACAUCAGUCAGAAAGUUAAAGAUUGGUCCCAAAUGGGUCUUCUAAAUCGAGCAUACUUCCAAAGUUGUGGCAAAAUGGCUUAAGGAUAACAAAGUCAAGUUAUUGGAGUGGCCAUCACAAAGCGCUGACCUCAAUCCUAUAGAAAAUUUGUGGGCAGAACUGAAAAAGUGUGUGCGAGCAAGGAGGCCUACAAACCUGACUCAGUUACACCAGCUGUCAGGAGGAAUGGGCCAAAAUUCACCCAACUUAUUGUGGGAAGCUUGUGGAAGGCUACCUGAAACGUUUGACCAAAGUUAAACAAUUUAAUGGCAAUGCUACCAAAUACUAAUUGAGUGUAUGUAAACGUUUGAACAACUGGGAAUGUGAUGAAAGAAAUAAAAGCUGAAUUAAAUAAUUCUGUACUAUUAUUCGGACAUUUCACAUUCUUAAAAUAAAGUGGUGACCAUAACUGACCUAAGACAGGGAAUUUUAGAAUAAGAAUAAGAAUAGCAUAGAAUAAAAAAAAAUUGUCAGAUAUUAUUCAUCCUAAUCAGACAGGUUUUUUACAUGGACGAUACAUUGGAGAUAAUAUAAGGCAAGUACUGGAAACAAUAGAACACUAUGAGAUAUCGGGGACACCAGGCCUGGUUUUCAUAGCUGAUUUUGAAAAGGCUUUUGAUAAAGUACGACUGGAGUUUAUAUAUAAAUGCCUAGAAUAUUUCAAUUUUGGUGAAUCUCUUAUAAAAUGGGUUAAAAUUAUGUAUAGUAACCCUAGGUGUAAAAUAGUAAAUAAUGGCUACAUCUCAGAAAGUUUUAAACUAUCUAGAGGAGUAAAACAAGGUUGUCCACUAUCGGCAUAUCUAUUUAUUAUUGCCAUCGAAAUGUUAGCUGUUAAAAUUAGAUCAAACAUUAAUAUUAAAGGAUUAGAAAUCCAUGGCUUAAAAACUAAGGUGUCAUUGUACGCUGAUGAUUCAUGUUUUCUUUUAAAACCACAACUAGAGUCUCUCCAGGGCCUCAUAGAGGAUCUAGAUACCUUUGCUAUCCUCUCUGGAUUAAAACCAAAUUAUGAUAAAUGUACCAUAUUACGUAUUGGAUCACUAAAAAAUACACAUUUUAUAUUGCCAUGUAGUUUACCAAUUAAAUGGUCUGACGGAGAUGUGGACAUACUCGGUAUAAA
Salvelinus fontinalis (brook trout) is the source of this 7654-nucleotide messenger RNA. It is a transcript of the gene pth1r, whose product is annotated as parathyroid hormone 1 receptor. Gene Ontology annotation, cellular component: plasma membrane. Lineage: Eukaryota; Metazoa; Chordata; Actinopteri; Salmoniformes; Salmonidae. The transcript has 13 exons. Gene Ontology annotation, molecular function: parathyroid hormone receptor activity; peptide hormone binding; G protein-coupled peptide receptor activity. Gene Ontology annotation, biological process: cell surface receptor signaling pathway; adenylate cyclase-activating G protein-coupled receptor signaling pathway; intracellular calcium ion homeostasis. The annotation marks the transcript as partial. The record is from RefSeq and is a predicted model, not a curated record.